AUGAUACCUUCGCAGUUGGAUAACCAAUUCGCCCACGACGAGAGAGAGAUGAUGGAAAAGUGGGAUUCGGUACGGCGCAGUCGUGCUUGGAGUCAUCACCGUCGUGCUGUGUGUGCAGUGCUGGACAAGCGCCAUUGGUGGCAGACUCAACUUGCCGGUGAUGAACGUGACAUUCGGCAGGUAGUGGUGGCGAAGAGCCCGUGGGAAGACGAGAACAAGAUCUGGCAGUGGCCUCGCACUGAAAGUGACAACCAGAAGAACCACGAUCAAGUCUCCUCGAUCGCUGCGUGGCCUUCAACGGAGAUUCAGCGCUUCCUGGUCGGUAACAAGAGCUUGGAGGAGCCAGCCAACCAGCCGAUUGCUGACGAUGAAGCAUCGGAAUGGUGGCGAGCUCAUUGUACACAGUCACACUUGGCUAUCAACGGAGCAUUGCUGAUAGAGAAGCCAUACAGUGCUGAGUUCAGCAGCAACGUCACCGACGAAGGUGACGUUCUCCCGGUCUGUACAGCCGAAGUGGUGGCCAACCAUGAUUUGUACAGACUGCAGCAACGAGCUAAGCUUGAUGCACGAACGAGGAGUCUCGAACAGGAUGUCGAGCAGCGAAUCAAGGGUUUGGUCACUCGAGUCGAGCGCCAAGUUCAUGAGAUGGAAGUUCAAGUCGAAGCCAACACGCAGUUGGUCCUUGAGAUUGAGCAACGAAAGGUGGAGCGUCGAGCGCGGGUUACACGCGAGCAGCAAUCUGCGAUGACAAUUCAACGCUAUGCGCGCGGUAUGCAGGGGCGAAAACAUGCACGCGAAGUGCGUGCCGAGUUCUUCGUAAUGGUGCGUGGGCGUGCCAUUCGUCGCGGCAGAUGCGAGGAGUGUGGCGACCAGCGCGCUGUUCUGGAGUGUCAGCAACCCACGUGGCGAUACCAAUGA
This is a messenger RNA of Phytophthora infestans T30-4, 918 nucleotides long. RefSeq lists its product as uncharacterized. Bases 1 to 918 code for a protein of 305 amino acids. NCBI's taxonomy places the organism in Eukaryota, Oomycota, Peronosporomycetes, Peronosporales, Peronosporaceae. The transcript has 2 exons. The record is from RefSeq and is a predicted model, not a curated record. Gene Ontology annotation, molecular function: protein binding.